Molecule: messenger RNA, 3628 nt
Organism: Ornithodoros turicata
Lineage: Eukaryota; Metazoa; Arthropoda; Arachnida; Ixodida; Argasidae
Exons: 1
Coding region: 1-3300 (1099 amino acids)
Source: RefSeq, a predicted model, not a curated record
AUGGAUGAAGACUUGGACACUGUGAAGACAGUGAUACGAUCACUGCUCGUCGUCAGCAAGAAAGAAGUGCCACUGCAAGCUUUCCUUCGAGACUACCGCGAGAGUGAGGGGCAAGACCUUCCAUUUCGACAGUUUGGUUACAAGAAUGUACAAGAGUUUCUGGAGAACCUUAAAGACACUGUGAGAGUAACGGCACACGGCCCAAACAUGGUUUUCUUAUCUCCUGCCAUCACAAAAGACAUUCAGCAUAUUGACAAGCUCGUUCGCACACAGAAGUCCACCCCUUCGAAGCGUGGGUCUCCCAGGCCUCCGGUCCGCCGCCCUCCACGACCUAUUUCUCGGCCAUUGGUUGUAAAGCGUCCGAGAAACAUCGUCGAUACCUUUCACGCAAAAAAGUCCCAAGGCAACAUUGUAAAUGGCGGUUAUACCCAUCAGGCAUUUAGCAGUACAUCUUCCAUUAAUAACUCCAGAGAUUCCGACGUUGAAAACUGGGACGACGAAACGAAUUGCGCAGCGGGGGACUGUCGUAACCCGCCUUAUGGUGUAUGGAGCGCUGCAGUUGACUCCCCGUCCGCCGCACAAAGUGUUAAGGAAGAGCUUGGUCACCCAGGUGGAGACGGUAAAGUGGCGUGCGAGACAUCCGUUUUGAAUUCUUGGGAUGCCCAAGCAGAGGCAGUAUUAAAGGACAGCGCGGCGGUACAGAGACAUCCUGCCAAGGACUGCGUACAGGUUCCUUCGGCAGAGAACGGCACACACGUUUUCGAAGAAGGAAAAGCUGAUAGUACACGAGAAAGAAAUUCAGGGUUCUCUGUGACACGUUCUACUAGCACUACUGGCGAGGUAGCUCCCCCAGAAGACGCAUCUCACGGCUCGCGUGUAGAGUCCCCGAUUGUGUGUGGGACGGGAGAGAACUGGGUUGAGAAAGUUCGUGCAUCCGCGAGACCCGCUUGCCUGUCUUUUGAUUUUCCUCGGGUGCCGGUGCCGGUCACAAAAUCUUUGCAGCUGCCUGUCCAGAGGGUUCCUCAAUACAGUUAUUCACAAGGAGCGGCGACCUCUCUCAGCCAGAGUGUUCUUUAUUAUUCGACAUCGGCAGUGCAACCUGUUCCAUGUGGAAUUUAUGCGCCGAUGUUGCCAGUGCCAGGACCGCCGUUUGUUCCCCCACAAGUGCCAUAUGGAGGAGGUAUGACACAUCCCAUGGUGGGACCGCCCAUGAUGUUCAACAGUGCCAGCAUGACAACUUCCAUCAAUGCUCAGUUGAAUGCUGCUGCCCCACCGUACGUGCCAAGGUCCUUUUCAGGAGUGUCCCAUCUGCAACAGAAUAUAGAUAACCAAAGCAUGAACAAAUAUGGAACUGAACCCCAGAGUGGUGCACAGAGUGAGGAAACUGCCCACGUGAGCAUGCCAGCGGAUGUCAUAGCAGGAGUUACAAGCCUGCUGAAGAGCCAUCCGGAUGGCUUGAAUGUGAAGCUGUUGCAGAAACUCUACGAGGAAGAAAUCGGUCAGCACAAUUACUUCAGCAGCCGAGAGUGGAGCCCAAAGGAUCUGAUUAUAGAAAUUAUUGACCGCAUUGCGAUGGUUUCCGUCAGCUCUAUUGCAGGGGGUGAAUUCAUAGUGAAGUUGGUAGAGCCGGUACAAACGCAGGACUGUAGCGCGGAGGAAAAUUCAUCCGGUCUUCCCGCUGAUGUAGCGCUAGGCAUAGAAAAGAUACUACAGAAGCACCCCGAGGGAAUCUUAGUGCAGGAGCUUCCUAAGGUUUACAAAGCAGAAUACGGCCCCCACCCUUACUUUACCAAAGAUGGCUGUAACCCGACAAAGCUCACUCUUGCUGUCGUCAGCAGCGAUCCUUCCGUUACAGCCAUCACUCUGAAUAAUCGAAAGUGUCUGCUCAAGCUCACUACGGCGAGCUCAAGGAACGUGCAAAAGCGGGAAGAAAACCGUCGCAGCCCAUCCUCGGCCGAGUCUGUCACGACGGAGGAAGAGUUGAGCACGUAUUGCCGACAAACGUUACCGACGACUCAAGAGUUUUCCGCCAGGCUCGGCGAAGUGUACAGUCCUGGCGCAUUUUACAUCCUCAUAAACGGAGAGAACACUACGGACGCGCUGGCGAAACUCAUGAAAGAUAUGAACCAAUUUUACGACAGGGCGCCACCCCAACGUCACAAGUUGAACCGUGAAGACAUAAGGGCCGACGUCUCGUGCGCCGCCACAUACGUGAUCAACGGUGAACCGCAGUGGCACCGCGCGCAGGUACUCUCUCGAGCAGUAACGAAGGUGAAUAUUUUGUACGUGGAUUUCGGCACCUGCGACCAGGUGUCCACGGACCAGCUGCGGCGCAUCGAUCCCAGGUUCAUGGAGCUCCCCACGCAGGGUAUCAAAGUGAGACUCACCGGGAUCAAGCCACGUGGCUCGAGCACCUGGUCCGACGAUGCCAAACAGCAUUUCUUGAACCUGACGAGAGACGCCGACCUGCAGUGUAAGGUGGAGGAGUGGAACGGCGAAGAUUUUGGGGUGAAGCUAUGGAAGGUCGACGACAGGGAACGUUCCAUAGCUGACGUGCUCGUCGACGAUGGGUACGCGGAAGAGGUGAACCCCAGACAACCUGCGCAAAUUUCGAGCUGGGUCAUUAAGCCGCACUAUCUGCGAGAGGGCGCCCAGUUGGACAUCAUAACGUGGAAAGGUGUACGGUACGUCACCGGAAGAAAUGUUUCCGAGCUGUUCCACUGGCCGCCGACGGCCAUAGAGAAGAUGCUCCUGGAGAAGCAGAUCGCCUUCAAUGUCAAGGUCGUGUCGCAAUCCGAGGAUCCGGCUCUGUUUGUCGACAUCACUCGUGAGCAGUGCAGCGACAUAUCUGACGAGUCCAUUACGCUGUACAAACUGCAGAACUUGCCGGACUUGUUAAAUCUGUUCAGCCAUCCGUUGAGGGGCAUCCGGAGGGAGGUAGAGGACAUUCUCUGCGACGAAGUGUACCUCUCGGACGAAUCGACCGACGAGGAGGAACGCGAGGAACAUCAGCAAAAAUUAGAGCAUAAGUUGUCCAUCCUGCAGGAGGAGAGGAAAGAGCUGCGGAUGAAGGUGUAUGCCGGUGACCCUAGUCAUAAGAAUGACUUGAGUUUCUUGGAGAGGAAAAUUGAGUGCACGAGAGAGCUCCUUGAACAAGUGAGAGUGCAGUGCCAGCUACGUUUGAGAACUGCAUCGAAAGAGAUGGGUGACAGGCGUCCAGGUGUAAAUGGUGCUGUUGCUGCUCCUGUGCAUGGACUCCAAACAAAACUAAUGGAACUACUUACACAAAAAAAGUCCUGAGAUUUGUCUGAUGUUUACUGUGAUUAUGUGGCAAUUGAAGAUAGUUUUUUUUUGUUGGCAUUAUGGUUAUACUCCAACGUGUUUAAAGGUGCCACACGUGCUGUGUGGACCUGUCUGAGCAAUAUGUUCUUGGACACCCAGCACCAUUGGGUGCGAAUACAUUGAAAAAGCUUGUGGUUUUUAUGCUUUCUUGUUCUUGGCUAGCUACAAUAUGCAAAGUUUCUCACAAUUUAAGUAUUUGAAUCCAAGGUUGGAGUUUGUACAACAAGGAACUUGCUGUUACAUUACGUUGUACAACUAUGUGGAAAAUAAAUUGAUAAGCAUUGUU